Juglans microcarpa x Juglans regia is the source of this 1341-nucleotide messenger RNA. RefSeq names its product probable prolyl 4-hydroxylase 12. Gene Ontology annotation, biological process: peptidyl-proline hydroxylation to 4-hydroxy-L-proline. The coding region runs from base 190 to 1131 and encodes 313 amino acids. Gene Ontology annotation, cellular component: endoplasmic reticulum. Lineage: Eukaryota; Viridiplantae; Streptophyta; Magnoliopsida; Fagales; Juglandaceae. The record is from RefSeq and is a predicted model, not a curated record. The transcript is spliced from 7 exons. Gene Ontology annotation, molecular function: iron ion binding; procollagen-proline 4-dioxygenase activity; L-ascorbic acid binding.
AUUGUACCCUUGUAUUAUUGUGAGAGCAUUUUUCACAUUGCAGAGAUACCACUCAAUUCAGAAUUCAGGUGGCUAAGCAUAAACCUUCAAAAGCUGGUAUUCUUCAAGUUCGCGUAGGGGGAAAAAGCUAUAUUGAAGUUUAAUCUGCGAUCUUUUAUUGGGUUUUACGGAUCAUCUUCUCCCUCGUCAAUGGCGCCGCUCCGCUCAAUUCUUCUUCUUUUGGUGUUUGCAUCUUCUUUCUUGAUCUGUUUCACAGAAAGCAGCCGGAAGAAAUUUAGUGGUAAGCAGUCUGAUCAGGAAACUGUCAUAAAAUUGGGGCACUCUGUUGAUUCCAACAGAAUUGACCCAUCACGGGUUGUCCAACUCUCUUGGCAACCAAGGGUUUUCUUAUAUGAAGGUUUUCUAUCAGUUGAGGAGUGCGACCACCUUAUUUCAUUGGUGCAUGGGAGGAAAAAAGAAGAUUUGGGCAACAAUGGCAAUUCAGAACAUGUUGUCACGAACAGGCUGCUUAUGAGUUCAAAAAUGCAUUUAAACAUAGAAGAUGAUGUAGUUUCAAGGAUUGAGGAUAGAAUUUCAGCAUGGACUUUCCUUCCCAAAGAGAACAGCAGGCCUUUACAGGUUAUGCAUUAUGGACUUGAAAAGGUUGAUCGGAACUACAAUUUUUUUGGAAACAGAGACUUGUUGGGAUUAACCGAGCCUUUGAUGGCAAUAAUUGUUUUGUACCUCUCAAAUGUAACUCAGGGUGGUGAGAUUCUCUUCCCCGAGUCGAAGCUAAAGAGUAGGAUUCGGUCCGAUUGUACGGGUAGUAGUAUCCCGAGACCCAUAAAAGGGAAUGCUAUUCUGUUUUUCACUCUGCACCCAAAUGCAUCUCCUGACAAGAGUAGCUUCCAUGCUAGAUGCCCUGUCCUUGAGGGGGAAAUGUGGCAUGCCACCAAGUUCUUUCACAUAAGAUCCAUUAGUGGGGAAAAAGUCUCACCUGAAUCAGAUGGCUCAGAUGACACCGGAUGCAUUGAUGAAGAUGAAAAUUGUCCCAGGUGGGCAGCCAUCGGGGAAUGUCAAAGAAACCCUGUAUUCAUGAUUGGUUCUCCUGAUUACUAUGGUACGUGUAGGAAGAGUUGUAAUGCAUGCUGACGAGCAAUCUCCUCUCUCCAACACCCUAUUCUGUCAAUUUUGGAGCUAAUGGUGCAUUCUACAUUCGCCUCUUGAGCCAAAAAUAAUCUUUAUAAGACCAUUGGUAAUUGAGAAAUUAGUUAGCAACACUGAGGAUAUUGUAGAAAAACCAUCUUCUGUGAGUAUUUCAGUUGCUACUUUGGUGUUAGUACAUUUCUAUUGGUCUCUGGA